This is a messenger RNA of Prosopis cineraria, 1233 nucleotides long. RefSeq names its product universal stress protein PHOS32-like. NCBI's taxonomy places the organism in Eukaryota, Viridiplantae, Streptophyta, Magnoliopsida, Fabales, Fabaceae. The record is from RefSeq and is a predicted model, not a curated record. Bases 224 to 958 code for a protein of 244 amino acids. The transcript has 2 exons.
UGACCAAUAUGCCCCUCCCGCACAAAGGAAAGGACCACCCUCGGCAAAUAAAUUAUGUACAAAAUCCGGAUUGAGCAAGAGAGCGAGAAGCUUUUGAAUCUUUGAUCAACUCCGGUGCGGUUUCGAUUUGAUCACACGUUUGCUUGAAAUUCCUCCGUUGACCCCGGUUCCUCUCUCUUCCUGACUUUCCGGUCACCUCGCCAUUUUUUCGGCGUUUGUCAGCAUGAAGCGGCAAUCAGCGGCCCGGCCUGAACCGGAUCGCCCAGUUCCGACACCUUCGGCGUCCAACACACAACCCUCGUCUCCUUCCUCUCUCCUUGCGUCCGUCUCGAUAUCUGGUGCCCAGCGCAAAAUCGCGAUCGCCGUUGAUCUGAGCGAGGAGAGUGCCUAUGCCGUCCGAUGGGCCGCCCAGAACUAUCUCCGCCCUGGGGACAUGGUCAUCCUCCUUCACGUGCGUCCUAUGAACGUUCUCUACGGCGCGGACUGGGGCUCCGGUGAUCUUAAUCUGAAUGACGCCGACACUACCUCGGAAGAGUCGCAGCAAAAGUUGGAGCAAGAUUUCGACAAUUUCACGACCGCCAAAGCCAGCGACUUGGCUCAACCACUGGUGGAUGCUAAAAUCCCGUUCAAAAUCCACAUUGUCAAGGACCAUGACAUGAAGGAGCGGCUCUGCUUGGAAGUCGAGAGACUGGGACUAAGCGCCGUGAUCAUGGGGAGUCGAGGCUUUGGCGCAACUAAGCGAAGUACGAAGGGUAGGCUUGGGAGUGUGAGUGACUAUUGUGUUCAACACUGUGUUUGUCCUGUUGUGGUUGUGAGAUACCCGGAUGAGAAGAACGGAAGCAACGGCGGUAAGGCCGCCGGCAAAGCAAUAGUUGGGGAAGAGGUGGAGCUCUACCCGGUGCCUGAGGAGGAGCAUGAGUACCACGAUGCAUCAGAUGAACAGAAAGAUGCUGAAUAAUGGGUCAGAACUGCGUCAAUAUCGACCUCACUUCAGGGGAAUGCUUGAAUAACUCCUGGAACUUGUUAGUAGUCAUUUUCUGUCGUAAUUUGUGGCGAAAUAUGUUUUUGACACAUCGUUUUGUGCACCUUUCCCCUGCUGGUUUUGGGGGAGUGGUAUUCCAUGUUUCAUCUUUAAUACCCAGUGUACCCUGUGUAUUUAAGCAACACCGUUGUAAAAUUUUAUACAUUUGGUUGAAAUAUCAAGAAGCUCAAGUACAAAGUUGUAGAUUUCCA